Molecule: messenger RNA, 1083 nt
Organism: Mercurialis annua (annual mercury)
Lineage: Eukaryota; Viridiplantae; Streptophyta; Magnoliopsida; Malpighiales; Euphorbiaceae
Exons: 2
Coding region: 1-1083 (360 amino acids)
Molecular function (GO): RNA-DNA hybrid ribonuclease activity; nucleic acid binding
Source: RefSeq, a predicted model, not a curated record
AUGACCAAGCAAGAUUGGCAAUAUCUAUGGCAUAUCAAGAUUCCGCACAAGAUUACUAUCUUUCUUUGGAAAUGUCUACAUAAUGGAAUCCCUUCUGCCUCAAAUCUGAAUAUUAGAUUUCAUCAAGGCAUAAAAUGUGCAUUUUGUGAUCAAGAUGAGACAGUAGCACAUAUUCUUUUCACAUGUCCACGAGCUAUUCACUUUUGGUUUGCUUCUUCUUUUGGGUAUCGACAUGCGGGGGGAGCAUCUUCUUUUGUGGAUAUUUGGAAGAAUUUUAUGUCUGCCCUUUCAAAUUUGGGUACUGCUGCUGAUGUGGAGCUCUUCUGUUUUCACCUCUGGUAUUUAUGGAAAUCGAGGAAUAUUUUAUUAUUCAAGCAUCUGACAAUACCAGUCUCAGAGGUUAUUGCAUUGAGUACAUCGGCCUGUUCAGAAUUUCAAGAAGUUCAAAAAAUUAAUGAGUGUUUGGAGGCGUCUGGUGGUGCGGAAGUUUUAGGCUCACCACACCCUCCAAUUUCGUACCCGGACCAUACAAUUGUUCUUCAAUACGAUGCAGCAGUUGACAAACAGAAGCAGCUGGGAGUUAUUGCCGUAGUUGCCACAAACUCCCAACGACAGCCAAUUGCAAAAUUUUCUGCUAUUUUUCGUCACAUCUGGGAUCCGGGUAUUCUUGAACUGUUAGCUCUUCGGGAAGCCAUGAAUUGGGCAUCUUAUAAUGGUUGGCAUUCUGUUAGUUUUGAAGGAGAUGCACUUCAAGUAUCUGCUACGAUAAAUUCAGGGAUUUGUACCAAUGUUGUCUGGCAGAAUAUUUGUGAAGAUAUUUGGCAUCUACAACAAGCUUUCGACACUUCAGAAUUCCAUUACAUUCCUCGACGAUUCAACAAGGAUGCGCAUCUUUUUGGAUGUCAAUGCCAUAGAAAGCCAGUGGGAUUGCCAUCAAAAGCAGAGAAGCAUUUUCUCAAUGCUGAUACGCUUGUGUUGCAUACAACCGCCACCCUUCCUCCUCCGUUCAUCAUCACAAUCAUUAAUAUUUACUUAGCCAAAACAAUUAGUGGCUGCCUUUGCUAUACUUUCCUGUUCAUCUGA